Mesocricetus auratus (golden hamster) is the source of this 5330-nucleotide messenger RNA. It is a transcript of the gene Plekha2, whose product is annotated as pleckstrin homology domain containing A2. The record is from RefSeq and is a predicted model, not a curated record. The coding region runs from base 462 to 1736 and encodes 424 amino acids. Gene Ontology annotation, cellular component: cytoplasm; membrane. Gene Ontology annotation, molecular function: PDZ domain binding. NCBI's taxonomy places the organism in Eukaryota, Metazoa, Chordata, Mammalia, Rodentia, Cricetidae. The transcript has 12 exons.
CCAGUCCCUGGGCGAAUCCACUAUACAUUAGGUUUCGGAUGUUGUCCGCCUAGCUUUUCUUUCAUUUAAAUGUCUAUGUCCCCACGAGGAAGGCCUGUGUCAGACCGGACAGACCUGCCCUCUACUGACUGGGGACCCAGAGCAUGUUACCUAAUGUCUUGGAGUCUCGGUUUCCUCAUCGGGCACGGGAUUGAUACCUAUGGGUUGCUAUGUGGCUGCAGGGUGAGGAAGCAGUUCUGUCGGUCACCUUAGGCCGAACCUAGCAAAUCCGGGCUGCUCUUUCCCACUGAGCUGCGUGCUCCGAGAAGGGCCGGGCAAGCCGGGUCAGAGAGCUGGCAGCCCACCGGGAUCUUGGGGCGCACUGCAGACCUCAGGGUGAUGCACUCCUCUCUCCACCCCUGAACCCAACGGCUGGGCGGGCUGCGCCCUGCGGAGUAGGGUGAUGUGAUCAGAGCCCAGGAAUGCCUUAUGUGGAUCGGCAGAACCGAAUCUGUGGGUUUCUGGAUAUCGAGGACAAUGAGAACACUGGCAAGUUCCUUCGGAGAUACUUUAUCCUGGACACGCAGGCCAACUGCCUCCUCUGGUACAUGGACAAUCCCCAGAACCUGGCAGUUGGAGCAGGAGCUGUCGGAUCUCUGCAGCUGACUUACAUCUCGAAGGUGAGCAUAGCUACCCCAAAACAGAAACCCAAAACUCCAUUCUGCUUCGUUAUCAAUGCCCUUUCUCAGAGAUACUUUCUUCAAGCCAAUGACCAGAAAGAUCUGAAGGACUGGGUUGAAGCCUUGAACCAAGCCAGCAAGAUCACCGUACCCAAGGCUGGGACCCUACCCUUGGCCACUGAAGUUCUCAGAAACCUAACAGCUCCUCCCAACCCAGACAAGAAGCCUCAGGUGGCCUACAAGACUGAGAUCAUCGGGGGAGUGGUGGUGCAAACACCCAUCAGCCAGAAUGGUGGGGAUGGGCAGGAAGGGACUGAGCCAGGGUCUCACGCCUUCCUGCGGAGGUCACAGAGCUACAUCCCCACAUCAGGCUGCCGUCCUUCCACCGGGCCUCCCCUCAUUAAGAGUGGCUACUGUGUGAAGCAGGGGAACGUGCGGAAGAGUUGGAAACGGCGCUUCUUUGCCCUUGACGACUUUACCAUCUGCUACUUCAAGUGUGAGCAGGACAGAGAACCCUUGCGUACUAUACUGCUCAAGGAUGUUCUCAAGACUCAUGAGUGUCUCGUCAAGUCUGGCGAUCUCUUAAUGAGGGACAACCUGUUUGAAAUCAUAACCACCUCCAGGACGUUCUAUGUACAGGCAGACAGCCCCGAAGACAUGCACAGCUGGAUUCAGGAGAUUGGAGCAGCUGUCCAGGCCCUCAAGUGCCACCCCAGAGAACCAUCCUUCUCUAGAUCCAUUUCUUUGACUCGACCUGGAAGUUCCAGCCUCCCAAGUGGGCCUAACUCCAUCUUGAGGAGGCGGCCAGCAGCGGAAGAAAAAAGGGCUCUCUGUAAGGCCCCUUCUGUGGCCUCCUCUUGGCAACCCUGGACUCCUGUCCCCCAGGCUGGGGAAAAGCUGCUGUCAGCUGAGAAUGUUCCAGAGGACUCUUUAUUCAUGCCUCACCCUGGGGAAAGCAACGCUGCUGGGGUGCUGGCAAGUUCUCGAGUCAGGCACAGGUCAGAGCCCCAGCACCCCAAGGAGAAGCCAUUUGUGUUCAACCUUGAUGAUGAAAACAUACGGACCUCUGAUGUGUGACACGCAGUGCGGCGGUGUGCAGGAGAGAUGGCGGGCGCUGUGACUUUUUCUCUGCCAUGGUGGAGGACAGAGGCUAAUGGCACUCACAGUGGAGGGGCCCAUCCAGCUGUCUUUCAUUGUUAUGAGCAAUGCAGUGUAUUUAAUUGGGGGAAGUCAUUAGGUUAGACCCACAGGCAUACUCCAUUGCCUCCUGAAUGCCCCCGUUCCCCCGUUUCCUAGUGAGGGGUUAAUCUUAAUACUUCCGUCUGGGGGUGGUUAGUCUUGUUUCACCCCUAACCAAGCCCCUCCCCCCAUUUGUAUUUCUUUUAUUUUUCUUGGUUUUGUUUCCAGUCUACAUACAGGAUCUCAGGCGAAGAACUGGUUUCAUCUACCCCUGUUUAUUGGCUGAUGUGUGGGGAAUCAGGGAGAUGCUUACCUUCAGGACAAAAAGGCAGCGGGGUAUGGGAAUCUUGGGUUCCAGCUUGACUGGACUCCACCUGAGAGGUGGCCUUAAAAUCUGGGGAGUGACUUCAAAAUGUCUUCUUGGGCAGUUCCCCUCAGGACACCUCCCAGGGGAGGAGAGGGGACCUCUUAUGACUCAUGACAGCUAAUUAAACUGCCAUAGCCAUUUGUGGGAAUUAUGCUGUCCAUUUGAUCCUCUGUGACCCCAAGUACUCUAGACUUGGGUGACAGAGCCACAGGUCUGUUUUCUGUAUCAGACCCCGGUGAUGGGGUUAUCAGUGUUAAAAUGUAGGACCACUGAGGCCAGAACAGACACUUCCCUUGAAACCAUGUUAUUUGAGUGUGUGUGUGUGUGUGUGUGUGUGAUGGUUAAGUGUAGAAUGAUUCCUCUGUGUGUGUGUGUGUGUGUGUGUGUGUGUGUGUGUGUGUGUGUGAUCUCCAUCUCAGAGGCUUCAUGAAAAGCCACUACUGAGAGGAGUUGGAUAAUUGUUUAUUUCAGGAAGCACCUUUGAUUUCUAGACAGGAGAGUGGUCCUGCUUUGGCACAGCAAAUCUUGAAUCCCUGUCUCAACGGUUCUUUUAGAAUGGGUCGUCUUUGUCUAAUGUUAAUUGCUUGCUUGUAUCUUAUGCACCCUGCUGAUGGACUUGCUUUUUAUUCUUUUAGUUACUUGGUAAAUGAACCCCAGCUUGAUCUGAUAAGAUCCUGUGUACUCCCCAGUGGAGAGACAACAAAGAUGAUUGUUUUCUAUAGUGAUUAUUUUUCAUGGAAUAGAAACUGGGAAUAAAGAAACUGAAUCAGAGGGUGAGUUGUUGCCUAGGGAUUUCCUGGGUUCUAGAAGAGUUCAGAAGAUUGGAUUUCCACCCAAAAUUUAGGGUGUGGCUUUUCCCAUUGGACAAGAUACUAUUUCCAUUGCCUUUGGGGGCAUUUGUCUAUAAACCUUCAGCGAACUGUUACCGGAGACUUGUGGCUGCUUCUUAAAGGAGAGAGGGUGGGGCUCAUUCCUAUCUGUGUAACCUGUGUAACUUUUAUCAGCUAGGUAAGUUAGUUGUAUUUUUAGUUAGAAACUUGAAGCUUUAAGAAGAGACUAGGAAGCAUUCUUAUUUAAGCCAAUCACUGCUCUUUGUGUCCAUAGUCAAUGCUAAAGAAAAACAGGCAUAAGUCUCUGUGUGAGAGGAAGUGUGUGUGCUCUUUCUAAUGCGACUGCGCUGUGACCCUGAAGAGGUACCACACUGACUACUCCUGAGCUUAUCGAGUGGGAGCUGUCCCCCACUUUAAGUUUGGCCAUGUGUUCCUGACCUAAAACACAAAAACCACUGGCUCUCUUUCUGUUCUCUAUCUUUCCCCUCCACCCCUUUGUUAAUUACUUUUAAAAAGAACUUUGGUGUAUUUUGGUUUUCAUAAAUUCUUUGGUUUGGGGAUUAUUUAUUUAUGAGUGACCAAGGUUAUAACUUACUUCAAAAGCCAGUCCAAAAUCUAAAAGCCCUUUGUCUCUGGCUUCAACUUAAAAUCUUUCUCUAGAAAAUUCUUUGGCUGCUCAACAGAAUUGCUUAAUGUGAGAUGAGGAACUAAUGAAAAUAAGUUAGGAACUCGGGAACGGGCUUUACUCGUCCCCUGACUCAUGGAGAUGAUGUCAUCUGAUGGUGUUUAAAUUGCGAAAUCUGUCCGUCUCUCUUCUAUAAACCGUUUGCUAGGUUGUUACUGCCUCAGUAACUGGUCAUUAUAGAAAGCUGAUAGGUUUCAUUAAGUAUUUUGAGAUUGUCCUUAGAUUAAACCCAAUGCAGUUUACUUUAUGUAAAUAAAGGGACAGCACAGUGUUUCCGUGACUCUAACUGGCCAAUACACAGGAAUUCCAAGUUAGAGUGUAGAUAAUAUAGUUUCAGUGUUGGAAAAAUAUAAUUAUCCUUGUGAAGCCCAGAGACAUUCAAAUUCUUAAUUCUUAUUUCAGAAUUCCCUUUCUGUCCAGAUUUCUGACCAGUUUUAUACCAAUCCCCUCCUCCCCCCGCUUUAAAAUUUGUUUUUGCUGGAGUCUUGCUAUGCAGUCCUGGCUGGCUUUGAACUGGUAAUGCUCCUGCCUCCAUUAUGCUUCCUGAGUGCUUGAAUUACAAGCAUGUACCACCAUAUCCAGCCUAUCACAGUAUUUUAAUGUGAGCCAAAGACAGUGCAUAAACUUUUAGUUUUCAAUGUAUAAAAUAAAACCCUGUGUGGGGGGGGGGGAUAGGGUGUGAUGCAGUGUGCGUUUGUGGUUAAGCAUUUGUUGUGGAUAAAUGAGAAAGGAUUUCUGGAUUAUAAAAGGUUCUGCUUUUUGUCUUGUAUGUGUGGGUCCUCCUGCAAGGCUUCUCAUUCAGUGUUCUCAGCACCUGAAGGACUCGCCAUCCAUUAGCCUUGAAAGGUUUGAUGGACUUGUUUAUCAAGGUCAGGUGAUAGUUGACAAAAGUAGUGUGCCUUUGUCAUUCUGCGAACCCUGAUGAGAAUAUGGAAGGCCACAGCCUGGGGAGGGACCUCAGCUCAAAGCAGUGGAAUGACACCUGUCCCAAGCAGACAUUCUCUCCCAAGCAGACAUUCUCUCCCAAGUAGAAUGAUGAGCUCCUAGGGAAAGAUUUAAAGCCCAGUGUCUUAGUUGACUGGAAGCAAACUGGUUUUGUUUCCCUCCUUCUUAAAAUAUAAAUGUACUCUCUUCAGGACUAAAAUGACUCCCUGAAUAAAAAACAGAUCAGUCGUUGAGCAGUGAAUUUGAUGUCUUCAGUGUUAACCAAAUAAACAGUCAUCUGGUAGCAAAUGGCAGUGUUUGGGAAAUUAAGUUUCCCAUGUCACCCCUUUAACUCUGAAAUUCUUUUCCUUUCUAAAAUCUGUUUUCCUCAGGCUCCUCCAUUCCCCAAGUCAAUUACAGUCCCUCAUACUAGGUAGGCUUUGAAUACAGUGAAUGUUUGGCAAAAACACACAGCGUGACCCUUUGGUCCUCUGUUUAUGAAGGCGUGGCAUGCCCCGUUUGAGCCAGUGUUUGAGCUGUGAAACACCUCUGAAAGCACUGAGCUGAGUGCAUGGAAACUCCGGCUUCUUAUGUUGCCUGAUUUCCUAAUUGGUAUGUAGCAAAACGUAAUUUUCUAAAACUGUUUGGUUGCUUGUUUUUGUAAUAAAAACAUGUGAAAUAUGAAA